UGUGAAAUGGUUGACUUUUAAUGGUGUUUGACGAGAUUUUCACCUAUACAAAUUUGGCGCAGUGGAUCAAUUUUUUCGGAGACAGUAAUGCAACCAUAUCACAUCUUAUGACGUCAAUUUAUGACAAAUGCUCUUUGGAAGGACAAAGCCCUAUCGAUGACUUAAAGACAAAAUGGGUGACGGAAAAAAGAAAAAUAAGAUGGCCAUGGUCUAAGCCUUUCAAAAGUGUUGUUUUUGGGCCCGUUUGUUACAUCUGAGGUCAAACUGAGGCCGCUGAUGUCAUGCAUGCUUUGAUUUGCUUUGGCAAUACAAAUAUGUGUGUUCUGCUCAUCAGACAUACUUAUGCUGAAUUUAUACACAAUUUAAGUAAGGAGGGGCUUAGAUGGUAUGCAUUUAACCUUUUGCUAGGUCAUGGUUAAGGCUGCUUAUGGGACCAAAUGUCUGUUGUUUUUUUUUGCCUCAUGAUGCCGCGUCGCUGUGCAGCAGCGAUAAACGUUCCCUUCUUUCGGUUCACGUGCUUGCUCUUUCAGGAAUACAAACCACGCAUGACUAUUUGGUACGGCGUCAAGACAUCAGCAAGUUCACGUUUGUCGACGCGCGACGCGUGGGAAUGGCACUUCCAGCCAUUACCAUAUGUCCGCUGAGAAACCCAAUCAACUUGGUGAGGCUUAAAGAGUAUAACAUGAGCACUCAGCUGGCAACGUAUCUGCUAAUGAUGGCCGAUCAUUAUGACAGCGUAAAUCCCUUUCUGAUCACUAAUAUCACACUUCAAAGCCAGUUAGAAGAAGAGCUCCAGACCGCCCUGAUCAAACAAAAGACGACAGCGUUCGGUCUCCUUGAGGAUAUUUCACCGAAAUGCCGGGAGCUGGUGCUAGGCUGUUACAUGCAGGACAGGUAUCUGGACACCGAUGAGUGCUGCCGGGACGUGCUCUCCCACGUCGUCUACUACCAAGCGCGCUGUGUGUCCACCAUGUUCUCCAGCCUCCUAAGCGACUGGAACCAGACAAGGCCCGGCGAUAGCGGAGGUCUCUCCAUUCUCCUCAGGGAGAACCGAACAGAAUUAUACUCGUAUAUGGACGCCCGAUACGCGCUGGCGACGUCGACCAGCGGCAUGCGGGUGGUGAUAACGCCCUAUCACGGAGAGCUCCAGGACUCGAUGGGGACGAACAGCCACAUCCUGCCUUCCGGCCACUUGUCCAUGCUAGCUCUCAAAAUGACUGAGAUAGAGGUUACCGCGUGGUAUCGCGACAUUCUGCACCUGUACCAGCCAGCCUGCAUCGCCCUGCCGUCACAGAAGGACAUCUCCCGGAGCACGCGGCUGUCAACCCUCGCGAGCUGCGACCUAGAGUCGCUGCGCGAGCGCUACCGAGCGUCCUGCAACUGCACUCCACUGCUGAUGCACUCGCUGACAGACGACCAGCCGAGCUGGGACGACGUCUGCACGCCACUGCAGCUGCUGUCGUGCCGCAGCCUGUCGCAAGACGUCCACAAGACGAGCCGGCUCGUCCGAGGGCCUUCCUGCCGCUCGCUCUGCACGGAGCUCACGUAUGAAUCCGCCGCGGACUCCACACCGUUCAAGCGAGAAUUCCUCACCAAAGGCGGGGCUUUCCAACAGCACUACGCAGCAGGUCACAACUGGACCAUGUCGGCGGUCAACAUCUUCUUCAACAGGCUGAACUACAGAAGGAUAGAGCUGUCCAAGACGUCGCUGUGGGAUUGGCUGGGCGCGUUCGGAGGUCAGACGAGCCUCCUCAUCGGGGCGAGCGUCAUCACCAUGCUGGAGCUGACGGCGUUCAGCGGCUGGUUGCUGGGGCAGUUGUGCUGGCGGCUGGCUGCAGGCUUAGUCAGCUGCUGCCAGCUGGAUGGCACGACGGCCGCCGUGGCGCCGCAACCACAGACCCCCGCUGUCACCGUGUCGGUGGCCGUGCGUGAAAAAUGAGCUGAGACAUGACGAGGUCCAAAAGAUCUCGCUAAAAAUCGUUGUUGAAAGCACACAAAGGCCCUAAGACGGUGUUUUGUCAGUCGUAGUUAUUUAUGAUAAUGGUUACCACAUUAGGCUGGUUUUGCUGAUGCGUAUCAAAGCACGUGUGUUAGUACCGCUUGAUGCUUUCCCAAGCAUCCCGUUCAAGAAACAUCAGUCAACUCGGUGUUUCGUUGCAUA
Messenger RNA from Pollicipes pollicipes, 2161 nucleotides. RefSeq lists its product as uncharacterized. Gene Ontology annotation, biological process: sodium ion transmembrane transport. The record is from RefSeq and is a predicted model, not a curated record. Lineage: Eukaryota; Metazoa; Arthropoda; Thecostraca; Pollicipedomorpha; Pollicipedidae. The transcript is spliced from 5 exons. The coding region runs from base 428 to 1939 and encodes 503 amino acids. Gene Ontology annotation, molecular function: ligand-gated sodium channel activity. Gene Ontology annotation, cellular component: plasma membrane.